UUUCAUUUCAGACAGCUCGUCCUGUGCUUUGGAUAGGAUUCGCACGUGCAGCCUCGAGUAGAUCGUUGUUGCACAGAUCAAAUGUCAUGAUCAUUCCCUUACAUUAAUUUCCAUUCAACUCCCUCCAUCUCAUUUCCAUUUGUUCAUUUCCGACCAACAUCCUGACAUGUCUGACAAGGAAGAUACGUCUACAACAGCAUCAGUGCGGAGUACACUAAGGAACAGAAGGACCACUGUCAAGGAUGCAAGUGACGAGUCUGACACAACCCCUGUCGUUGCCUCCACCAGUACAUCAAUCUCGACAGCUAUGAAGAAAGGAGCCGCUAUCUCCCCAAAGGAUACUGAAGAUAACAAGAAAAAAAAGGCUGCUGUUAUUCGUGCUCGCCAACAGGCUAAGAAAUCAUCACAACUUAGAAGUAUUAUGAUGUCGUUGUUGAUCGCUUCAGUUGGUGUGCUGCUCAAGUCUGUGUAUGAAAGAUUCUUCAUCCCUAGUCGCGACAUUAGCAUUUCUCAGACUGCGGGAAUUCAGGGCAAUUGCUACAAGACGGCAUUCAUUCCUGGACCCUCAGACAUCGAAAUCAGUGACCACGAUCAGCUUGCCUUUGUUUCUUCGGAUGAUCGGUCAUGGGUCAAGGAGAGCAGUUUUUUCCACCGGCCUAGCAGAAAGACUGAACAAGACGGGGGCAUUUAUACCCUUUCUCUAGCCCAACCGAAUUCUUCGCCCAAGGAGGCACAACUUCGGGACUUUUCAUCUGAGGACUUCCAUCCCGCCGGCAUGUCGCUUUAUCGUUUCCAAGAUCCUGACACGCAAGCCUGGGCAAAUCGUUUGUUUGUGAUUAACCACUCCCAUAAAGGCGAUGUAGUGGAGAUAUUUGAUUACUCGAUUGACGAUACUACACUCAAGCACGUUAAAAGUAUUCAGAGUGAGCUUUUUGUUACUCCAAAAGACAUUGUUGCAGUUGGGAGAGAGCGGUUCUAUAUGACUAAUCACCAUGCAAUGAGUAAUAAGUAUGGAAGGGUUGCUGAGGAAGUUGCAGGCCUUGCCCUUGGGUCAGUUGUUUACUACAACGGUACGGAUGCUCGCAAAGUUCUCGAGAGUCUUGCGAAUCCUUAUGGCAUUGCUGUGUCACCAGAUGCGACCCAGCUUUAUGUUUCCUCAUUUUUGGACAGGGUUGUCCAUGUUUAUAAUACAACAGAUGAAACGACUCGGGGUGAAUUGGUUCAUGAUGUCGAUAUAUGGGUAGGGAACCAUGUGGACAAUUUAUCGGUGGAUAAGCAUACUGGGGAUAUCUACGUAGCUAGUCAUCCUUCAUAUUCGACCUACCUUCGUCACAAGCUUGGUUAUGAGCCUCAAUCUCCUUCGCACGUGGUUAAGAUUGAGAAAUUGGCGCCCGAGAAUUUUAUCCGCCAGGAGAGCACUCAGCCUGAUAUGUAUUUCUUCCCGAAACCCGAAUUGCCUCCACUCAAGUGGGAGGUCAAGGAUUUGUUCUAUAGCAAUGGCGAAGAUAUUUCAGCAUCGAGUGUUGCUGCGUAUUGGAAUAACGACUUGAUCCUCGGAUCUUCCACAAGUCAUCAUCUUUUGCGAUGCUCACUUAGUCUUGAGCAAUAAGAUUGUGUUUGGGCAAGCUGGCCAUAGCGUGCAUUACCAACUUUAAAUUAUGAGGAUGACCAUUGACGUAUUUAAAUAAACAGAUUCCCAUGCCACAUGUGUCAUGUAGUCGAUCCAAUAAAUGGAAAGUAAAAAUAAAUUUAUCAGGGCCAUCAUCCAAUCGUCCCGUGUUUAACC
Lobosporangium transversale is the source of this 1786-nucleotide messenger RNA. RefSeq lists its product as hypothetical. The coding region runs from base 167 to 1609 and encodes 480 amino acids. Gene Ontology annotation, molecular function: arylesterase activity. The transcript is spliced from 5 exons. The record is from RefSeq and is a predicted model, not a curated record. Lineage: Eukaryota; Fungi; Mortierellomycota; Mortierellomycetes; Mortierellales; Mortierellaceae.